This is a messenger RNA of Tuber melanosporum (Perigord truffle), 1633 nucleotides long. RefSeq lists its product as uncharacterized. Lineage: Eukaryota; Fungi; Ascomycota; Pezizomycetes; Pezizales; Tuberaceae. The record is from RefSeq and is a predicted model, not a curated record. Bases 184 to 1383 code for a protein of 399 amino acids. Gene Ontology annotation, molecular function: RNA binding. The transcript is spliced from 5 exons. Gene Ontology annotation, biological process: mRNA splicing, via spliceosome. Gene Ontology annotation, cellular component: U2-type spliceosomal complex; U2 snRNP.
GCUACUGAAUCGUACACAACCAAACAACUUUCUCCCCAUAAGGGAGCGGAGCCUUCUCUACAGCCAACGAUUGAUUAAUCACACAGUUAAAUUCCCUACACUACUACCACCGCCCGCCAUACUCAUACUACCGUUCACAGCCUCAUUUUGUAGGGGGAAAAAACAAACAACGAAAAAAAAAACAUGGAACCCCCCCUUCCCAUGGAAGUAGGUGGCGGUGGAGGGUCCUCUUUCCCGACGACUCGCGAGGAGUUCGAGGCCGAUCCGCGGGUUUCCUGGUCGAGGCUUACGGGGAAGUGGUCGCUGGAGGCCGACGAUGGGACAGAGUUUGAGUAUGAUGAGGGGAUUAAGAGAUGGGUUUCUGUGCUCGAUGAAACACUUGCGGAGCAGCAAAGAGCUGCGUAUGCGGUUGCGGGAGUAGACGAGAGUGAGCCUGUGGCGCCGGUGAAUAAGAAGAGGAAGAAGGUGUAUACUUCUAGUGAAGGGAAUGAGGACCCCACACACCCCAAAAAGUCCAAAAACACCAAAGACUCCUCAUCCUCCACCGACCCCACCACCGCCUCCUCCUCCUUCCCAGCUCCUGCGCGCAAAAACACCGCAGUCUACAUCACCAACCUACCCCCCGACACAACGGAGGAUGAGGUCAACAAGGUAUUCUCCAGGUUCGGUGUAAUAGCCGAGGAAAUCGACCGCGGGAAGCCCCGCAUCAAGUUAUACAGGAACGAGGAUGGCAGCGUCAAAGGCGAUGCACUGGUAGUCUACUUCCGCCCGGAGAGUGUGAACCUGGCAGUGCAAAUGCUCGACGAUUCAGACUUUCGAUUCGGCGUUAGUGAGGGAGGGAGGAUUAAGGUGCAACCUGCAGACUUUAGUUAUAAAGCGCAGCAGGACGCGCCGGUGAGGAAGAAUGCUAGGGAUAAGAAGAAGGUUAUUGCCAAGACGCAGAAGUUGAAUAACAAACUGGCAGACUGGGAUGACGACGACCCCUCCAAAAUCCCUGACAUAACCUCCAAAUAUGAUAAAGUCGUGAUACUAAGACAUAUGUUCACGCUGAAGCAACUGGAAGAAGAUCCCACCGCUAUCUUGGACUUGAAAGAAGACAUUCGCGAGGAAUGCGAGAAACUCGGCGACGUCACGAACGUUGUUCUAUAUGAUAAGGAAGAGGACGGAAUCGUCAGUGUUAGGUUUGCCAACGCGGAGUCUGCGAAGGCUUGUGUUGGGGUGAUGCACGGCCGCUUCUUCGACGGGCAAAGGGUCGAAGCCUACAUUUUUGACGGACUGGAGAAGUUCAAGAAGACUAGUAUAAAGAAGACUGUCGAGGAGGAGGAGGCGGAACAGGAAAGAUUGGAAAAGUUUGGGAAUUGGCUGGAGGAGAGUGGAGAAUGAGUCGCCUACUCUCUCGUCCCUCCCUCCCCCUCCCUCCCCUUUCUAUCUGCUUCUCGCUUUUCAUGUCCUCCACUCUCUCUUUUAAUUAUCAGGUCGGAGUUUACGCAUUAGUCUAAUUGUGUAUUAUAUAUAUACUCUUUCUUCUCUUGUCUUCUUUACUUAACUGCGUUUUUCAUUAUCGUAGUUGAUGUUAUUGGCAUUCUUGAGGGAAAGCAAGAAAGCAAGAAAUAUAGCUUAAUUACCACCCACA